Lachancea lanzarotensis is the source of this 1662-nucleotide messenger RNA. Its product is annotated as LALA0S08e00452g1_1. Gene Ontology annotation, molecular function: transmembrane transporter activity. The coding region runs from base 1 to 1662 and encodes 553 amino acids. Lineage: Eukaryota; Fungi; Ascomycota; Saccharomycetes; Saccharomycetales; Saccharomycetaceae. The transcript has a single exon. The record is from RefSeq and is a predicted model, not a curated record. Gene Ontology annotation, biological process: transmembrane transport.
AUGGAUCAGCAGUCAUCCUCCUUGGCAUCAAGCCUCAGCGAGAGUAGCGACGUCUUUUCGAAGCACACUUCUAUUCACGAGCAGACCAAAACAGCGCAAAGAGACGAAGAUCUCAGCAGACUUCUAGUACAGAGAUUUGAUGUGGAGGACUCUCUAUGUCUCAAUGUACAUGAAGUAGAAAACAAGGUUUGUGAUGAACUUGCGUUGCCAGCUAAAAGCCAUUGUUCUGAAGACAAUGAAACCAUCGUCGCUAAAGUUUUCACCAACAAGUCUACAGGAGAACUUGACCUGCCACCAGAUGGAGGUUACGGAUGGGUUUGUUGCUUGUGCGUGACGCUCAUCAUGUUUUCCACCUGGGGCGCCAAUUCUGGAUUUGGUGUGUUCUUGGCGUUUUAUCUCAACAACGGUGUCUUCGAAGGUGCCACCAAAUAUGACUACGCGUUAGUCGCUGGUAUGACCGUGGCCUUCGGCCAAGGUAUGGCUCCUUUUGCCAUGUUUUUGACGAGACUCUUUGGCUGCAAACCUCCAAUGUAUGUGGGAAUUGCGAUGCUAUUCAGUGGGUUUCUUUUGGCAUCCUUCGCAACAAAGCUAUGGCAGCUCUACUUGACGCAGGGUGUUCUUGUCGGAAUUUCAACGGCCUUGCUCUACGCUCCUGCCACAACAGUCAUUCCUGGGUGGUUCUUGCGUAAGAGGUCGUCCGCGAUCGGAAUGUCUCUGAUUGGAACAGGUGCAGGUGGUGUGACAUACGCGGUAUCCGUGGCAAAGCUACUUCAGCAAAGCGGACACCAGGCGUGGCCGCUUCGUAUGAUGGCCAUUUCCUGCACAGUUACUUGCAUUGUUUCUACCGUUCUAUUAAAACCAAGAAACCCUCCUAAACCAGCAGGCAUAAGAUCGUUCUCAAAAAUAAUAACAGAAUUCAAGUUGAUAUUUUCCACGAGGGUCACAAUGCUUUAUAGAGUCGACCUGAUUGCUGUCUGGUUUGUGUUUGCGUUGCUGGGCUACAAUCUGAUGAUUUUCACUCUGUCACCAUAUGCCGUUGCCAGAGGAUUGUCUCCGCAUCAAGCAUCAAUUUUAACCACCUGUUUGAAUGCCGCACAAACCUGUGGUAGACCGAUGAUUGGUUUUAUGGGUGACAGAAUUGGGAGAAUAAACAUCACGAUUAUCCUGACUGCGGUUUUGACCAUAUUCCUGUUUGCCUUUUGGCUUACCGCUCGCAGUUUCCUUCAACUUCUUAUGUUUUCCAUCUGUGUAGGAUCUUGUGUGGGUGUUGCGAAUGUUAUGAGUACAGUCCUGGUGGCAGAUAUUGUAAGUCCCUCAGAUUUCUUGCCAGCUUGGAGUCUAGUGAAUUCAUUGGGCGCUCCAUUGUUACUGGAGUGCGAACUUGUGGCGCAGGCGUUGACUGACUCCAGUCAUCCAAGCAAUCCUUAUCUGCACACACAGAUUUUCGCUGGGCUGUGUUUCGUAUGCGCGCUAGUGCUGAUAGCCAUAUUUCGUGAACUACGCGUACGAAACAAGCUAGAAGAGCGAAGCAAACGAUCUAGAGGAACAUAUGAAAGCAUGGAAGAAGACGAAAAUGAGAAGGACGUCUCGGACUACGCUGAUAUAAUGGGACCUGGUCCGGUGAGAUUUUUCAGAAGGAUGUUCUAUCCAAUGAAGCUGUGA